CAUUAAGUUACUCCUAUCUUAAGUUUACAAGAAUUCAAAUAGUACGAAUUUCAAGACUUACAUUUAAACGAAAAUAAAUUUUGAAAAUUUUAUUAAAAAAAAAAAAUACUUAAGAAAAUGAAGAGUUUCUGUUAUAAAAAAGCAGAAUUGCAAUCCUUAUAUAUGAAUCAAAUGGAUGCUUAAUACGCCGGGCAAAGUCACCCUUUAACCAAACCCCCAAACUUUUCAGUUUCUACCAAUUAACAUGGCCGCUGCUGCUACUAACACUACUCAAACAGAAACUUCUGUGUCCUUGAAACUUCUGUUGAAUGAAGAGAGUAACAAAGUCUUAUUUGCUGAAGCUGGGAAAGACUUUGUAGACAUUCUGUGUAGCUUCUUAACAAUUCCUUUAGGAACUAUUGCAAGACUUGUAGAGAAGGAAACUAGCAUUGGUCCAGUUUCUAUUGGUUGUCUUAACUCCCUCUAUAAAAGUGUUGCAGAUCUUGAUCAAAGUUGUUUCUGUGCUGAUACAAUCAAACAAAUGCUGCUGCAACCGAUUAACUUUGCCGAAGAUUAUUGUAACACUCUUAAACUCAACAUUGAUGACACUCAACCCACCGAGUACUUUGCAUGUAAUAAUUGGCAAUAUUAUACCUCCCACACCCACACCCACAUCAUACAUGAUUUUAUCACAUCAACCAAUAAAGAUAAAUACAAAUGCCACUGUAGUGGUUCCUUUACCUCCCCCGUUUUGCCUAAAUGUUUCCACCAAGGAUUUGUUAACUACAAUGCAACUUUUAUCAUAACUGAUGAUCUAAAGGUCAUGCCAAAUAGCCUUGACUAUGCAAGCUUUGGGCUGCUCCAAGAAUUUGGAAUAAAAAACCCAAGUUCUGUGAAGGAAAUUGUUCUGAAUAUCUCGAAAGAAAAGGUACUUGAUUUGCUAAAAUUUUCUUUGCUCUCCAAGUCUCCCUUGACUGAUUUCUUCUUAGGAAAGAAACCAUCCAUCGAUGUUUCAAGGUUUUUCACGUUUGAUGUUACAUUUAGUGGCAAUAUCCAAAUCAUUCUGAAACUUGUUAUAAGAAAAUCAGAUGGUAAGGUUUUGUGUGCUCAAGGAGAACAAGAUUUUGCAGAUUUACUGUUGAGUUUUCUUACUUUUCCUUUGGGAGGAAUUAAUCGUAUAUUUGAUGAGAAUUUUGCUUUGGGAAGCAUUGGUGGAUUGUACAAGAGCAUUGCUAAAUUAAAUGUAAACAAAUAUUUGAUAUCAAAAGAAGCUAAGAACAGGCUUGUUGAUCCUUGCACUGCCCCACAGAUAAAAUUAAGCAAUCACAUAUUACCAAUUCUUGAGCCAGGUGUUAUUGAAUAUUACAGGUAUUAUUAUGGUGGUAAUGCUUAUCGUCAGGUUCAAAUUUUCAAAUUUGGUGAAGAUAAGAGUUUUUUGGGAAAUUGUUCUGAAAUGAAGUUAUCUGAAUAUGAGUCAAAUCGUGAAGCUUAUCUCAAGAAUCCAACACUGUAUGUUGCUACAGAUGAUUUGGUCAUAACACCCUUGUCUCCAAUUUCUGCAUUGGGUUUACUUAACAGAUUGAAAACUCCUCUUAAUGAUUUGAAGGAAAAGGUUGUCACAAUCGGUAUCAAGGAGGUUCUCAACAUAUUGAAAGCUGGUUUAAGUUCAACAUCUGCUCUUACAAAUGGUCUAGCUCACCUUUUAACAGAAGUUAAGGAGGAGAAGUGAGAAGAACUUACAUUUUGUGGUGUUUUAAGGUUGUUAGGGAAAAUUAUGUAAUGGACAACAAAACUAGAUUUUACUAUUUUGGAUGUUGUUAUUUCAAUUCUAUCAUUAUUAUUGCUUUGAGAUCUUUUAAGUUUUAUUUAGUUUUAAAUGGCUUCUUUUCA
Messenger RNA from Trifolium pratense (red clover), 1869 nucleotides. RefSeq lists its product as uncharacterized. The transcript has 3 exons. Lineage: Eukaryota; Viridiplantae; Streptophyta; Magnoliopsida; Fabales; Fabaceae. The coding region runs from base 245 to 1708 and encodes 487 amino acids. The record is from RefSeq and is a predicted model, not a curated record.